Molecule: messenger RNA, 1079 nt
Organism: Astyanax mexicanus (Mexican tetra)
Lineage: Eukaryota; Metazoa; Chordata; Actinopteri; Characiformes; Acestrorhamphidae
Gene: tmem154
Product: transmembrane protein 154
Exons: 10
Coding region: 274-969 (231 amino acids)
Source: RefSeq, a predicted model, not a curated record
ACAGACAAAGAGAGAAAGAGAGACAGACAGAAAGAGAGAGAGAGAGUUUUAAUUUCCUUGUACAGCUCAGAACAUGCUGAAAGAAAGAGAAGCAGGAAAAAGAGAGUAAUAGAAAGAUGAGGGAGGAGAGAGAGAAAGAAGGAAGUGAGGAAGCAAGUUAAAGCGAGAGAAAGAAAGAGAGAGAGAAAGAGAGAGGGAGGAAGGAGGAUGUAGUGAGGGAUUCGGAGGUGAGUUUGGGCUGAGGUGUUUUUCUGCCCAAUAGGAUUCUUGGAAAUGACUCUCAAAUUAUUGCUACUGAUUCUGGUACUGAAGACCAACCUGAUCACCCAGCAGGUUCACUGUAAAGAGGACGAAGAUUCUGGAGAUGCUGAAACUGAAGAAGCUCCCUCCCCCCUCCUGCAGGAUGAAACCGCCUUCACUGAAUUAUAUCCACAAACUCUCACACCACAAACAUUUCCAGUUCUCCUGGAGGAGAAAGUGGCUGUUGAAUCAUAUCCACAGGUUGUCUCAACAAAAACAUCCACAAUCCAGAGUAAAGUCAACUCCACACAAAACCAAAACGUGACCCAGAAACAGAACCUCACCCGAACCACAGAUUCACCACCGCAGCACAGAGUACGCGCAGGUGUGAAAAAUUACAGCACAACUGCAGCUCCUCACACGACGCUGGGGUAUGGGGGGGACGUUUUCAUCAUUAUCGUGGUGUUGCUGGUGAUAACACUCGUCAUCACAGCCAUGGUGGUGGCGGCCGGCGUUCUGAUCAACCGCAAGAAGAGGAGAGAGAAAGAAGCUGCUCUAAAGCAGGAUCCAUAUCUGGAUGCUGAAGGAGGAGAGAAAGUGCCGAUGCCGAUGUUUGAAGAUGACGUUCCCUCUGUAAUGGAGUUGGAGAUGGAGGAUCUGGAGAAGUGGAUGAUUAAAGGAGACGACGGCAUUAGCAUGGACUCUAAACAAAAGCAGCAGUUUUCAUGAACACAUUUCUGAGACCUCCACCAACCUCCACCAAUCUCCACCAACCUCCACCAACCUCCACCCACCUCCACCAACCUCCACCCACCUCCACCCACCUCCACCAACCUCCA